GCAACUGGUUCCGGUUGGGAGUAAUAAGUUUGACAUUGGCUGCAUCAAUUAGUGUUGAAAAUGGCUUCAAUGUCUUUAAAUAUGAUAAAACAAAUAAUGAAAGCAAUGGCGGAGACUCGAGGCUUUGAUAGAGUAAUUAGCAAGCUGGACGUUUUGUCUGCCAGCCCAGGCAAGGUGGUGUGUGAGAUGCGGGUAGAAGAGGAGCACACAAACCGUGGAGGGACGCUUCACGGCGGGAUGACAGCCACCUUGGUCGAUGAUGUCUCCACGUUGGCGAUCAUGUACAGUGAGAGGGGAGCACCGGGAGUCAGUGUGGACAUGAACAUAACAUACAUGAAUGCUGCCAAGAUAGGAGAGGACAUACUCAUCACUGCUCAGGUUCUGAAACAAGGACGGACGCUGGCGUUUGCAACCGUUGACCUCACCAACAAGGCCACAGGGAAGCUCAUAGCGCAAGGGAGACACACUAAACACCUUGGCAGCAGCUAAACUGUCUACACUCUGUGCCUGUAUGUAUAUAACAUGAUUUAACUUUACUGUCAGAACAAGCAAAGGACUGGUGUUGGUACCACUUUGUUCCAUAUUUGUUUUCAACAUUUAUAAAUAGGCUAACAUUGAAUCCUAACUUUCACCUACUGUGUCAAUGAUCAUGCACAUGCAAUAAAACAAAUAGACAAGAGAUAAUGCUUUCAGAAUUUGCAUUGUAUUGGGAUAUGCUCAGCAGUAUUGAUUUGAGAAUCAACAGAAAAAAAACAGGUUACACGCCAUAUACCCUUUCAACUGAACACACUGAAUCAACAAGGAGCAAAAUUAAAUGUACUAAAUGUACUUCAUAUUCUUUUGACAAGCAAGCCU
Messenger RNA from Plectropomus leopardus (leopard coralgrouper), 855 nucleotides. RefSeq names its product acyl-CoA thioesterase 13 (gene acot13). Gene Ontology annotation, molecular function: fatty acyl-CoA hydrolase activity. The record is from RefSeq and is a predicted model, not a curated record. Lineage: Eukaryota; Metazoa; Chordata; Actinopteri; Perciformes; Serranidae.